Molecule: messenger RNA, 12046 nt
Organism: Coregonus sp. 'balchen'
Lineage: Eukaryota; Metazoa; Chordata; Actinopteri; Salmoniformes; Salmonidae
Source: the annotation of a GenBank genome assembly
CCUUGGUCAUGCAGAAACGCUCAGGGUUGCAGCAGAAACACUCCCCGUCUUUUUUCUUUCCACAUUUAUAAACGCAUCAUAUCCCAUUUAUAUUAUUUCCGAGGUUAAAGUUAUUUGAGGCCAGUUGCAUGCAUUGUUCGUCUCCAAAAAUGGUUUGCGAGACUAAAAUUGUUGCGGAUGAACACGAUGCCAUACAAGGGACCAAAAAAGAUUCUAUUAUCGUUUCCUCCUCACAAAUGUGGACUUCUUCCACACCGGCACCGAAUCCUAUCGAGGAAAAUUAUGUGAGGAAAGAUACGGUUUUUAUCCGUGAGUUUGAGCGCACUGACCAUGUGGAAGUGCGCCGCAUCUUUUAUGAGGGGAUCAUGGAGAGAAUACCCAACACCGCAUUCAGAGGCAUAUUACAGCAAAGUCAAACCCAAUUCUUAUAUGUUCUUCUGACACGUAAGUGACAAGAUUUCCCAUAUACUUAAUGAUUUACUGGCCUGAAAUUCGUUAAAAGUUGCCAUUACUCAUUGAAAAACUAUUUUCAUUUUACCCAUGUAUUUGCAAAUUAUUAAUUAAGACAUUAUUGAUGAAUAGCCCAUCCAUACUAACACAUGAAAACCAAUUAUUGUAAAAUAUAUAUAGAUUUGUAAAAAGUUAGAAGUGAGUUGAAAUGCAGUUGAAGGAAAGCCAUAAUCUGUUGGAGCAUCGAUGUGUAAAUUUAUAAUUCGUUUUCUUUCUUUUUUUAAAUGCUUUAUUCAUUUAAUGGCACAAAUACAUGCUAUGUGAAACUUUCAUCAAGAGGAAAAGGAUUUCAUAUUAUACAAAUUCAAUAACAACAUAAAAUACAUUUAAUAAUUGUCAAUUUCUUCUCGAGUUCAUGUGUGGAUGUGUGCUGGAUCCUCUAUACCGGCAUGUAGUGUAGCUCAUGUGCAGCACCGCAUCAAACCGCAACACAAAGGCAUGGCUAAAACGCAUGGUGCAUGUAGCCGGUGGGCAUGUUCGGGUGGGCAUGUAGGGGGCAAUGAUGCCAGUUGCCGGUUGGGUUGGAUGCAUGAAUUAAUGAAUAGAAUGGCAAUGCGUUUAUGCACCACCACCACUAGCCAUGUGUGCAUGUUGGCAUUGUUUAUAAUUAAUUACUGGAGAUGUUAAUUUCUUAAUUUUCCUCAUGUAUGAAAUGCAUGGGUGUUCUUAUGGCACACUUGAUCCAUAUGGUCAGACGCAUUACAAAUAGCCUGGUCUAUGAUGUGAAUGAAUGGCAUUACGCACCAAAUUACGAAUAACAAUUCAAUUAGGCUGUAUAUAUAUUCCAUGAUCAUUAUUGUCAUUUAAAUGUACACCAUCUAAAACAAGACUUUUGUACACCUCAUGCCUUUGUCUGUGCCGUGGUAAGUGACCAUAAUUACCAACAAAACAUCACACAUAGGCCUAGCCUUUUUCACUGUUGACAUUUAGUCUGAAAAUGUGUGUAUAAUAUGGAUAUGACGCUAUAAUUUAGAACCACGUCGCUACAAUGUAGCCUAAUGUCAAUGUUGACAGUAAACACGCCAUGUCGUGGUGCAAUGGAGUAAAAGAUGAUUGCAUGUCAGACCAGACGACAACAUAAUAACAUGCAAUGCCGCUGCACAACCUGUCUGUGUGGUGGGUUCCACUCUGGCGCAACCGUGCGGCCAAAUCAGAGAAAUAGGCUACUCCAAAAAUCACUGACUGUAAAUGGACCAGAGAUGAUAUUGAUAGGCUGUGUAGGAUAUCUGUUUGCAUCCAGUCAAAUAAAUACAUAGACUCAACAUAGGAUGUCAUGUGAUGUUUUGCUCGUCGGGUGUCAAUCGCUUUCUCUACAGUAAACUAAAUGUGUUAAAUUAGGGACUGAUCUUAUUUAUUUUUAAGUAACUUAUUUUUGGAAUGUCACUGUUUGGUUAUAUAAUAUAUAUUAUGUGUGUGACUUCCGCCAAAAUCCAACAUUUGAUUCUCUUUUCUGACAGGUAUCGUUUAUUUUUCUUCCUUAUCUCCAUAGUAAUGUGCUUUGCUGUGAGCAAAUCCCUCGCGCUGACCUGCUGUGCGCCGUUCGUUCUAAUGGGCGCGCGCUACUUCUACAGCAGCAAAGUUAUCCACAACUAUCUGGCCUGCGCGCUCCAAACUGACAUGGCGGACAUCGAGGAGUAUUACAUGAAACCCACAGGUAAGAGGGGUAGUGGUAGAUUGGACACAAAACAGAAACUAUAUACAUUCUGUGGAAAUAUAUGAUCUGUUGUCUUUGUCAGCAUAUAAUGUUCAUCCACAGACAUUAUGCUUUUAGUGAAUUAUGGGAUUGAAAAAAAUUAUGGGAUACAAAACAUAGCCCUAUGAAAAUAUAGAAUCACAUACCCCUUUGAAAGCAUUUAAAUGACCCCCCCCCCCCCCCCCCCAGCCCACACACACACACACACACCCUCCCAUCCCCCUCCCACACACACAAAGUAUAGAGUCUCUCUCAGUGUCAUAGCUGGUCAAAACUAGUGCACUAUGUAGGGAAUAGUGUGCCAUUUGGGAUGCAGCCUGUGUGUUCAGAGGCAGUCUGCCUGCCUAUUAAGUAUGCGGGGCGACUCGCUCCGCUUCGCUCUACUUAGUUACAGAGGGAGCCAGGGCACACCAUGUUACUGAGCCUAUUGAUUCUGAGAUGGAAACUGCUGAUACACUUUCUGCAGCAGUCCGUCCACUCAAUGUCGGCCAAGCCUCAUUGGAGUCAUUUCCUCAACUACAGUCCCUAACUAGGAAAAUCAAUUACUCUCUUAUGAUCCGAAACACUUCCUUCCAUUCUGAUAAGAGGAAGUGAGCUGUGACCACACUUCCUCCUUGUUCCAUUCCAAAACAUUGGGCUAUAAUCAAAUCAAACCUCUCUUUUUCUCUCUCUAACACACUCACACACACCCCCACAUCCCACACAUACACUUCCAUCCCUCUACAUUUUGGGGUCAGUCGGACCCUAUUUGGAAGUUACUUAAGGGCAGGUGUUCGUUAAGCCCAUCAUUGAUUUUUCUAUUUGUCUUUCACUUUGUGUCCGCUAGCCACAGUUAUCCAGUGUGUGUGUGUGUGUGUGUGUGUGUAGGAGUCACACAGGAUAUUAAUGGGAUUAACCCAUGCAGGUCUUUUGUGUGUGUUUGUAUGUGUGAGCGUAUGGGUCUUUCAGAGAGAGACUGUGUGUGUGUGUAUGGGUCUGUCAGAGAGAGACUGUGUGUGUGUGUAUGGGUCUGUCAGAUAGAGACUGUGUGUGUGUGUGUAUGUGUGUGUGUGUGUAUCGGUCUUUCAGAUAGAGACUGUGUGUGUGUGUGUGUGUGUGUAUGGGUCUGUCAGAUAGAGACUGUGUGUGUGUGUGUAUGUGUGUGUGUGUGUAUCGGUCUGUCAGAUAGAGACUGUGUGUGUGUGUGUGUGUGUGUGUAUGGGUCUGUCAGAUAGAGACUGUGUGUGUGUGUGUGUGUGUAUGGGUCUGUCAGAUAGAGACUGUGUGUGUGUGUGUGUGUGUGUGUGUGUAUCGGUCUGUCAGAUAGAGACUGUGUGUGUGUGUGUGUGUGUGUGUAUGGGUCUGUCAGAUAGAGACUGUGUGUGUGUGUAAGAGAGAGAGAGAGAGAGAGAGAGAGAGAGAGAGGGAAAGAGCAAACGUCUACAUGAUGUUAGUGAGAGAGUGAUGAUUUACAGUGACCUCCAGCCCUCAUGUUCCUGCCAUGGGCAGUGUAUGUGUAUGUGUCAGUAGUCAGUGAGUCAUACAGUGCAGGGUGGGAGGGCCAGUCACUGGGGUUUAACACAAUUAACAGACGAUGAGCAGCAACAUGGUUAUGUCUACCAGCCUCAACUAGCCAGGAAAAUAUAAAUACCGUUAUCUCUUCUUCAGUGUGUGUGUGUGUGCGUUUAUCGUCACUAAAGGCCAGCUGUUACCUCAGUCCUCUGCUCAGCUCAUAGGUGUGUGUGUGUGUGUGUCUGUGUGUGUGUGUGUGCAUAGGACAUACCAGAAACAAUAGGGACAUUGGGGUGGUGGUUUAACUAGGGAUUCUUAACAACAAAAGAACCAGGACAUUCAUUCUACCAGCAUAAGUUCUCCCUGAAAUCCCUUUGGUACUAUCAACUAAUCAAUAAAUUAUGUUUCAUUAACCAACCAAUCAAUUCCACUUUACUGAAUCAUCUGGCCUGUACAUUUACACCACUGUGUUGUAGUCUAUACCAAGCAUACACAAUACACAGCAACAAGGCCUUAUAGGCUGUUAUACAAGACAAAGCGAGGGGUGUGAAUCCAGGGGCCAGGGUUCCGGUCUGGAAGCACGGUUUCUACCUCUGCGCAUGUGAAGUUGGGCCGUGUAAACAGGCUGCAACCCAGAUAUAGACGGUCCAUGAAUCGGCGUAUGCGAACUUGAGUACAUUAUGCUUAAAACAACGGUUGGACAUCUUGGAUGCAGUCUCCAGUUCUUUUAUACCUCAAUGGCAUGAAUAGGCACAAGGCAAAACCAAGCUCCUUUACCUACUGUACAACUUCAACAUGACAGUAUAAAGCUUGGGCCCAAUCCCAAAUGUCACCCUAUUCCCAUUGGGCUCUGGUCAAAAGUAGUGCACUAUGUAGGGGAUAGGGUGCCAUUUGGGACUUAACCUAGUAGAUAAGUAGGUGGGCCAAGGUGACUCCAGAUACAGUCACCUGGUUCCAUCCUGAGCCCCAGGGCAGUGAUAACACUGGCCAGAUAGGUCGUUAUCCUCAUAUCUGGGUCUGGCCACAUCCUGUCCCAUGCAGGGUCCUGUCUAGACAGAACAAUCUACGGCUGAAUCCCAAAUGGCAUUUGGGACGCAGAUAGCCAACAGUCUGCACCUAUUCACUUCCCUGCUAAUGACGGUGAUCUCACUCUGUUCUGGGGAGUUGGUGAGUGCAGGUACACCACUACUGUCACUCCCUGGUACCUACUGCUGAUCUUAGCUCUGCUGAAAGAGAAAGAGAGAGAGAGAGGGUGAGAGAGAGAGGGUGAAGGCGAGGUAGAAAAUGGGAGCAUUGGAUAGGGAUAUGGGGGAGGGUUUGCUUCACGGCUAGGCUAUAUUUGAGUGUGUGCACGUGCACGUGUGUGUGGUGAUAGGGUUUGCUGGGUAGAGAACAGACAAAAGGGUCUCCCUCAUCAGCUGAGGUAGUUACACACAGUAGAUAAAUGUGGCUCCCAUCUUUCCUCCUUCCGCUCCCUUUCUUCCUGUCUCCCCUGUUGAAGAUGUAACAGUAGCUGUGGAGAACUGGGUUAGACGUCACACGGAGAGAGAGAGAGUAAGAGAGAGAGAGGAGAUUAUAGGAUCUUUCAUCCCAGCUCCAGUAUAUUCUUUAUUCUCCAUCCAAGAGGACUAUCUAUCUACUAGAUGUCACUGAGUUUAUGUUCUAUAAACGUCAUAGCAAAUUUCAGUAAGCGUCUUAGUAAUUCAUAAUACAAUGAUGCAACCAAAAACACGUCAAUAGCACAGAACCGCUCCUCAAAAACCAUAAUUUGAAUCAAAACUAGUAAAGAAAAAUGGACCUGAUGACUCAACUCUAUUCUUCCGCUGCUCUGUUGUUCGCUACCUACUUCAGUCUGAGACUGCCAUCAUUGAAGUCGUUUGUGGUGACGAGGGGCACGAGGGGCGUUGUACAAAACAAAUUCAUCAGCGAUUGGAUCGUCUCUAACCAAUCAGAGUAUCAAAGCCAAUGACGAAACCGCUGCUUUACCCACGUGUGUUCUGGCUCUGGCCCAACCCAUCGGUUUAUGGUCCAAUCAGACGGCCCUGAAUGUGUUCGCAUUCGGUGAAGAGUCUGGGAGGUACUCAGAUCCAGACUCAUUGCGGAGAGGAAACUAAUGUCCGUGGGCGUGGCGUAGCAUUUGGCCAGAGCAUGGAGUCUGGGUAGCCAGGUAACAAUGGACCCACACCAGAGGAAAAAUGAGAUGUUAACAACAUUAUUGUUUCUGAACACUAUCUAUAGUUAGUCACUCCCAGGUGACCAAUCCGAUCUUUAAUGGAUGUUCAAUAAUGUGGUCCGAUCUUUAAUGGAUGACCAAUAAUGUGGUCCGAUCUUUAUGAGUAUGUGGGUGAGACACAGAUAAUAGCGCUUCUUCCUCUGCCUUAUGCCACAUCAUCUUAGUGGUUCCUAAAAAUGGUUUUGGGUAGUGCUUUAAAGGAAGAGGAGGGGGAAAGGGACUUUUUAUGAUCGCUCCUAGCCUCUGACCCUAGGACUGAGAGGACCUAAGUUGGACGAGUGGACGCAUGCACACACACAGAGUGAUUAGCCGGGCAGGGUAGUAAAAUUAAUGGGAAAAGGCCAGUGCUGCAGCCCCUUUAGUGAUUAAUGCACCUACACUGUCUCAGAGCUAAUGGAGCUCUGACGAAGACAGAGGGCAGGGUGUGUGUUUGUGUGGGGUUGUAAACAUACAAGGGGCUGGAAGUAUGAUGUAUGACUGGACACAGGUUGAUAUGCUGGAGCUUGUAGGUCUUGAGAUCUGUGUGUGUGCGCGUGUGCCGUGUGUUUCCAUACACCUUAAUGUGUGUGUUUGGGUGUACGCCCCUGGUCUCCUUGUCCUAGUCUCAUCUGUCAGGGUGUGGUGUAGGUGUCAGGCAGAUCCAUACUCCCAGCAUGCACUCUGUUCCCAGGGGAGGGAGAAUGCCAGGUGGGGGGAGGGGUCUGUGACUGGGGGGGUGAGGAGGCCUCACACUGCAGAUAUCACGCACACGCUUAACCCUAAGAUAGGGGUGAUCUGUAACGAGUAUGUACACACACACACUUUAAGCACACACACGCUGUUAAUUAGCUUUUGUUUAAUCUUAGACACACACACAGUCAGGGUGUACGCUGUCUAGACUCAACGCUUAUCAACUGAAUUACCCUCAUAUGUUUCAACUGAAAGGAUAGACGCUAAUCUUGUUAAGCACAAUAAAAAGGGAGGGGGGGUAAGGGGGGUUCAUAGUCAUAUCAUAACAUCACGCCAUAUUUAACUGUCUCCAACCCACGCACAUGCAUUACAGGCAGGCAGCAUAUUAUUUUCCUAUACCAGUUAGAAGAGUAAGUCGCUCUGGAUAAGAGCGUCUGCUAAAUGACGUAAAUGGAAAUGUUAAAUGGAAGAGAAAAUGCAGUCACAAUAAAUCCUGAGUCAAAACUCCUUACGUUUAGAGCACUUGGAAGCUCUCUCUCUCCUUCCAUUCCCCUUGGAAGCUCUCUCUCUCCUUCCAUUCCCCUUGGAAGCUCUCUCUCUCCUUCCAUUCCCCUUGGAAGCUCCCUCUCUCCUUCCAUUCCCCUUGGAAGUUCUCUCUCUCCUUCCAUUCCCCUUGGAAGCUCUCUCUCUCCUUCCAUUCCCCUUUGCUGCCCUGAGAUUUUGUCUGCAUCUUUCCAGUCGACCCAUCCCUCCCCCUUUUGGUCGGUGGUAGAGUCCUCUCAGCCUGGUUUAACCCAAGCCCCCCCCCCCCUGCUCAUCUUGGUCUGCCCCGGGGCUAUGAUAGAUCAGCUCCCUUGUCUACCCCCCAACCCCUCCCUAUUGCCCCCUCCCCAUAUACCAAUACAGGAGGACUGAAGACAAAUGAAUGAUCUCCUCUCCUCUCGUUCUCCAUAUCUGACUCGUAACCAGCAGAUCCCUUCUUCUCAUAGCCCCUGCUUCCCAAAGGAGGAAGAGAGGGAGAAGUAGGAAGAGAAAGCUUGCUUCAGUGUUUCUCCGACCUCCCUUUCUUUCGUCAUGGCGGCAGACACAGGACAUGAGCCCCCUCCACAUACACACACAUUCCCAGCCCAGACCUGAAGAGGAGUUAGCGACCUCCGCUAUAUAGAUAAUGACAACUUAGUAGAAUUGAGCUUCUCUAAAUCAGUUUACUUGAAUCUAAAUAACGUCAAAUACAGCAGCUAGAUAGAGCUCCUUGAACCAUGCAACCAGCAGCCUAGGGGUUAAUACUGUGGGAUGCCUCUGAGCUUUUACCAGAGACCAUGUCUGUGUCCCAAAUGGCACCCUAUGGUCUCUCAUCACUAUAGGGAAUAGGGUGCCAUUUGGGACGCAUAACAUUAAAUCGCUAGUAUAUACAAGGCACAGCUUAAGAGAAUCAUCUUUAAUAAGUAUAAUCUAUUAAUAUCUAAUAUCCAAUUUAUAUCUAAACUAUUAUUAAUCUAUUAACACAAAAUGUGUUCCAUAACAUGGUUGUGCCGUUAAUCUGUAGUUACAGCAACACUAAAGUGGUGUGUAUCUCACACACACACACACCACACACACACACACACACACACACACACACACACACACACACACACACACACACACACACACACACACACACACACACACACACACACACACACACACACACACACACACACACACACUAACACACACACACACACACACUAACACACACACACCACACUCGCAAAGCUAGGCCUGGGCUGGUGUGCCUGGUUGUCCCGUCCCGUCCUGACUGUUGGCACAGGCCCUGCUCAGACAGAUGGUGGGGAGGGCUUCAGCUUCAGAGGCGUGGCUGCCCCCUCCCCUACUUUCGCCCCUUCCCCCCACCUUCUGGGGGGGCCGCUGGGUAACUAACUGCACACCUCACAUCAUGCUCUCUACUGAGAUAAAGCCCUGGAAACUAAAGUCUGAUUUUGAAUUCGUAAUCAAAUCGUGAGGAUAAGACUGUAAGGUGAAAUACCACGACACUGUGUUAGAUUUGUGAGAGAAAAAAUUAACGAAAAUUAAAGACACUGACACAGUACACUGUAACUUGAGUGAAUCUGCUCCUUCCAAAGUGGAGCUAUUCCAAAGCCACCUCAUACAUUCUCCUGCAUUGUGACUACAGAAGUCAUUGUCUGACCCACUCUAAACUCUGCACACAAUAUGAACAAGGUCAAAUGGGGAAAAUGGCUGGGCCCACCAUUCACUUGCAGAUCUAGCUGCCUGCUACUGCCUCCCCAGCUGGGAUGCCCACAUGUCAUGAAGUGUGUGUCUGGAUCAGCAGGCUUGUUACCACGGCGACCCUGCCGCAGUACAGCUGACAGUUGUUUUAUUCAAUCAAGCAUUAAUCCAAUGAAUCCCAGAGGGCCCUUAAAUCCCUCAUAACAUUGGCCUCCAGCACAUUAGCAUCAUUUCACCACUCGCUCCAUGACGUGAUGUGUUCGAGAGAGAGUGCAUGUGCGUCUGGUAUGUGGUGUGUGCGCGCGAGACAGGCAGUGUGUGAGUGUGCGUGAGUAUCAGAUUGUGUGUGUGCGUCGGGGACCGUUGGCAGAAGGACACAGGUUUUAUAUUCACCAGUCAGUCAGUCACAGAAAAGGAAGAAUAUUCUCUGUGCUGUACUGGACCACAAGGACAUGUCACCAAUACCGCUGACAUUGACAAAAUGCUAUUUUCAGCACUGUUUACUGUUGCAUCCAUAUCACACAUUUUGCCUGCUGAAGGAAAUAACAUUGUAUAUUUUUUUCACCGUGUAGUUCUUGGAGGGGUUUGCAAAUCAAAUAAACUUAAACGGUUUAUCAGAAUGAGGAUAUAGCGAGCCAGUCUUCUUUACAACGACUUGUCCAGCAUUCUCCCAACAUGGUACUGUAGCUAUAACACUGACAGACAGCAGACAGAGGACGGUACUGUACUCUCACAUUACAACAGAGACUGACAGGGCAUCUUUGUACUCACGUUGAUACAACUCAUAUCUGACAUGCUUACAAACAUAAUUCUCUGCACAGGUAAAAACAUGGCAGGCAUGGACUUGCUUAACAAUACGUUACGAAGUUGAGCAUAAAACUUUUCAAUACUGUAUAAAACUGCUUUUACUAUGACUAAGACCAGGAGAUUUUUCCUGAUCAGGUAACAUGGUGGAUGAACAUUUCACUGUUGACGUGUGUGUGUCUGUGUCAGUGUGUGUCUGUGUCAGUGUGUGUCUGUGUCAGUGUGUGUCUGUCCUUCUCUCUGUGUGUGUCUGUGUCAGUGUGUGUCUGUCCUUCUCUCUGUGUGAGUCUGUGUCAGUGUGUGUCUGUCCUUCUCUCUGUGUGUGUCUGUGUCAGUGUGUGUCUGUCCUUCUCUCUGUGUGUGUCUGUGUCAGUGUGUGUCUGUCCUUCUCUCUGUGUGAGUCUGUGUUUGUCUGUGCAUGUUCGUCUGUCUGUCUCUCCCUGAGUGUGUCUAAUCGCCCUAACACUGAGCGACAGCUCAGAGCGAAUAAUGUUAUUAAGCAGUUAGCACCAGCCUCUAUCUGCUUUUAAUUUCACACUCUCUACCUACCUCUUUCUCCCUCUCUCCUUCUUAUUCUCUCUCUCAUUCUCUCCAUCUCUCUGAUACACUUCACUUCAUUCAGUCUAUUUAAAGCCAUUAUGACAUCACUAAUGGAAACACCAGCCGCCACUAUGUGACCGGAGGGUUUUGUGUGGUAGCAUCCCUCCUUCCUUACUUCCUUUUAGUAGAUCUAUCCAGUUAGUGGAUUUUGAGAAGGCUAUAAUUGGCAUAUCUUACAAACAGGACAGACACUCUCAUAUAGUUUAAUAAUGUGUGUGCCAGGGCCACAGUCCAUCCACCUCACUUUCUUGCACCCACAUCCGCACUUUUCUUCCUUGCACUGAUUCUGCUGAUAGACCCUUUCGAAGAAGGGUCUUGCAAUGACUGUGAUAUGUGGUCGUUUUUUCCUCCUGAACUUAGUUGAAUGCACUGUCUGUAAGUAGCUCUGGAUAAGAGCUAUGCUGAAUGACUAAAAUGUAAAUGAUACAGUGCUGUAAUAUUCUCAAAGCAGCUAACCUAUCCUUACCACAGGUUUUACACAGGUCUUCCCAACACUUAGAAAAAAGGUGCCAUCUAGAACCUAAAAGGGUUAUUUGGCUGUCCCCAUAGGAUAACCCUUUUGGGUUCCAUGCAGAACCAUUUCCACAGAGGGUUCUACAUGGAACCAAAAAAGGGUUCUUCAAAGGGUUCUUCUAUGGGGACAGCCAAGAGUGAACCAUCCUCAUGUUUGCCAUCUUAACAGAAUCACAUGGUCGUGUUAAUUGACAGAAGCCAUUGUAAAGCAACCUCUAAUUGCUCUGUAAUCUGAACUCAUUAACACCAGUCCGUAAUUAAUGUGAUAUCCCGAUACACAUGAGCAGUGCUGCCGGGUUAAAGCCACAAUCUGCCAUUUCAACAGCCCUGGCUGCCACCUUGUAGCCAUAAUUCAUUAAAAUGGCCUUUAAUUGAACAGCAGGAAAUAUUGCAGAUUGUGGCUUUAAUGAUUGUUGUACUGGCCAUAGUUGGGGGAUGGGAGUCCACUCUACAUUUGAUCCACUCAGCCAGAGGCUCUGAGGUCUGUGAUGUAUAAUGAAUGAUAUGUUGGUGUUAGCUGGCCUGCAAUGAGGUCCCAGGGUUAUGGCAAAUAGUGUAGCGGGUUUUGGGGCAAAUAGUGUAGGGGGUUUUGGGGCAAAUAGUGUAGGGGGCUAUUGGGGUAGCCCUGUUGUAGACUCUCUCUUCUUAUUGCUUCAGUCCUUCACUGAGUCAACCAGUGGUCCAAUAAAGACAGUCUGUGGGCAGUCAUAGGUCCUGCUACCACUCCCUUUUUUGCUUUAGCCUCUUCACAUCCGGUCGUUUGGGGGUUAAAUGUAAAGUAUAUGCUGUCAGAUUUGUGUUGGUGCUGUUGGGUGUGGUAUGUGAUAUGUGAGUUGUGUAGGUAUAUUGUGUGUGUGUGAGUCUAACUAGGCUCUCUGGUCCUCCAGGCUCGUGUUUCUGGGUGGCAGUGCUGGAGGGUCAGGUGGUCGGCAUCGUGGCAGCGCAGGGCCGGGAGGACGAUAACACGGUGGAGCUGCGCCGCAUGUCGGUGGACUCGCGCUUCCGCGGCAAGGGCAUCGCCAAGGUGCUGGGGCGCCGCGUGCUGGAGUUCGCCAUGCACAACAACUACGCCGCUGUUGUCCUGGGAACCACCGCCGUCAAAAUGGCCGCCCACAAGCUGUACGAGUCGCUGGGCUUCCGGCGGACGGGUGGGAGCGAGGACUACAUGCUGCCUGGCAUGAGCCGUUCGCCGCUAGAGAGGCUCUUCUUCCAGAUCCGUUACCAGCGCUACCGCCUGCAGCUCCGCGAGGAGUGAGGGAUGAGAGAGGGAGAGAGGGAUGGAGCGAGAGAGAGAGAGAGAG